This is a messenger RNA of Protobothrops mucrosquamatus (brown spotted pit viper), 2649 nucleotides long. It is a transcript of the gene XYLT1, whose product is annotated as xylosyltransferase 1. NCBI's taxonomy places the organism in Eukaryota, Metazoa, Chordata, Lepidosauria, Squamata, Viperidae. Bases 1 to 2649 code for a protein of 882 amino acids. Gene Ontology annotation, biological process: heparan sulfate proteoglycan biosynthetic process; chondroitin sulfate proteoglycan biosynthetic process. Gene Ontology annotation, cellular component: membrane. The transcript has 11 exons. Gene Ontology annotation, molecular function: protein xylosyltransferase activity. The record is from RefSeq and is a predicted model, not a curated record.
AUGGUUGGUGCUAGUUCCCACAUCACGCUAAAUUAUAGAUGGGUUCACACAGCCUGUUGGUGGUGGUCGUUCACACAUCAGGCUAAGCUGGAGAUGGGUCCACACAGCCUGCGGAAACUUGGAGAAUUGUUGGUAAUGGUUCACACACUACCCGAUGGCUACUUUUCCCACCGGCCGAAGGAGAAGACACGCACAGACAGCAACAACGAGAACUCUGUCCCCAAGGACUUUGAAAACAUUGACAAUAGCAAUUUUGCUCCCCGGUCCCAGAAGCAGAAGCAUCACCCAGAACUGGUGAAAAAGCCCAUCAGUGCACAGAAGGAGCGCCUACGGAGAAAGCUAGAACAGGCGGAGAAAGCCAAGGAGAACGCUCUCCUCGGGAAAAACUCCAACGAGCGGCCGCCCUUGGGCAAUUCUGCCCCCAAACCCAACAACAAUGGCAACCCUUUGAAAGACACCCCAAAAUCCCCCAGACAGCCUCAUGUGAAACGGGGUGGGAAUGGCUCUCCUGAGCUUGGAUACGAUCAGCUGCCAAAAUGUGACAUCUCAGGCAAGGAGGCCCUCUCGGCCCUCUCCAGGGCCAAAUCCAAGCAGUGUCGUCAAGAAAUUGCCGAGACGUAUUGUCAACACAAGCAAGGGAAGCUGAUGCCCGAGCAGGUGACUCGUUUCUGCCCGCUGGAAGGAAAAGCCAAUAACAAUCUCCAGUGGGACGAGGACUUCAUAGAAUACAUGCCAGCUGACCCGGUCAAGAUUGCCUUUGUCCUGGUCAUCCAUGGCAGAGCUUCUCGCCAGCUGAUGCGCAUGUUUAAGGCUAUAUAUCAUCAGGAUCACUUUUAUUACAUCCACGUUGACAAGCGCUCCAAUUAUUUACACCGGCAAGUGCUCCAGUUCGCAAGCCAGUAUCCGAACGUGAGAGUCACCUCCUGGCGCAUGGCCACCAUCUGGGGUGGCGCUAGUCUUCUCUCCACCUACCUCCAGAGCAUGCAAGACCUCUUGGAGAUGAAGGACUGGCCCUGGGACUUCUUCAUUAACCUCAGCGCUGCGGACUACCCUAUCAGGACAAAUGACCAGCUUGUCGCGUUCCUGUCCAGAUACCGCAACAUGAACUUCUUGAAGUCUCACGGAAGGGACAAUGCAAGAUUUAUUAGAAAACAAGGCCUGGAUAGGUUGUUCCUGGAAUGUGAUACCCACAUGUGGAGACUCGGGGACCGGAAAAUUCCAGAAGGAAUCACUGUGGAUGGCGGUUCCGAUUGGUUCCUGCUGAACAGGAAGUUUGUCGAAUACAUCACGUUUUCAACUGACGACCUGGUGACCAAGAUGAAACGCUUCUAUUCCUUUACUCUGCUCCCUGCUGAGUCUUUCUUCCACACUGUCUUGGAAAACAGUCUUCAUUGUGACUCCAUGGUGGACAACAACCUGCGUAUCACAAACUGGAACAGAAAGCUGGGGUGCAAAUGUCAGUACAAGAAUAUUGUGGAUUGGUGUGGCUGUUCCCCCAAUGAUUUUAAGCCAUCGGAUUUUCACCGGUUCCAGCAAACGGCAAGACCAACCUUCUUUGCACGCAAGUUUGAGGCGGUCGUCAAUCAGGAAGUCAUCUCUCAGUUGGAUUAUUACCUCUAUGGUAACUAUCCUUCUGGUACCCCAGGUCUUCGGUCCUACUGGGAGAAUGUGUACGAUGAACCAGAUGGGAUCCACAGCAUUAGUGAUGUUGCAUUGACUCUCUACCACUCUUUUUCCCGUUUGGGCCUGAAGAAAGCAGAAACGUCCUUCCAUAUGGAUGGCGAAAACAGUUGCCGAUACUACCCAGUGGGACAUCCAGUAUCAGUCCACCUCUACUUUCUCGCUGAUCAUUUUCAGGGCUUCCUCAUCAAACAUCACACGACCAAUUUGGCUGCCAGUAAAUUGGAGACCUUAGAAACGUGGGUUAUACCUAAGAAGGUGUUCAAGAUUGCAAGCCCCCCAAGUGAUUUUGGAAGGCUACAGUUCUUGGAGGUUGGAACAGAUUGGGAUGCGAAAGAGAGGAUAUUCCGCAAUUUUGGAGGUCUUAUUUCCCCAACGGAUGAGCCGGUGGGCAUGCAGAAGUGGGCGAAAGGUCCCAACGUCACCGUGACAGUGAUCUGGGUGGACCCCAUCAACGUCAUCGCUGCCACCUACGAUAUCCUGAUCGACUCCAGUGCUGAGUUCACACAUUACAAGCCGCCUCUGAAUUUACCCCUCCGGCCCGGGGUCUGGACGAUUAAAAUCCUACAUCAUUGGGUCCCUGUGGCAGAAACCAAAUUCUUGGUCUCUCCUUUGACAUUUUUGAACAAGCAAGCCAUCCGACAAGAAGAAGCCACCAAGCUGCACGGUGGACCUCCGAAGAACUCCUACAUGGAGCAGAGCUUCCAAGGGCUCAACCCUGUGCUAAACAUCCCAGUCAGCGCUGGCCAGGUGGAGCAGUUGAAGAAGAAUGCCCUGUUGACUGGCAGCAAGCUGGAGAGCUGGGUGGACAGUUUGGUGGGAAGCACGUGGUCAGCGGUUGACGUCUGUACUACAGGCCCAACUGCCUGUCCUGUCGUGCAGGCCUGCAGCCAGACCUCCUGGAGUUCCCUCAGCCCGGACCCAAAGUCCGAACUGGGGCCCGUGAGACCGGAUGGACGCUUGAGGUAG